AUGGCGGGAGCGAGAUCUUUCGGCGCGAUAUUUUUCUGCGUCAUAUGCGUUCUGAUAGUUUACCUCCAGGUAUCCGAGCUCUACAUUCAGUAUGGAGAACGCCGGACCCGCGUCAGUCAGCAAGAAAUACCGGAUCAAGAUCUGGAGUUUCCCAGCAUCACAACCUGUGUCGAUUUCUGGACCAACAGAACUCGACUGUGUGAGAUCCUUCCGAAGAACUGCUCGAAGAAAGCAUUGACUAUCGUGAUGUACGCGUUUUUCCAACAAAGUCUCCAACCCGCCCUCCGUAACCAGUCUGCCUUCAGGCCAGCAGAGCUAUUCGAGUGCAAGCUGUACUCAUCCGAUCCCACCUGUUCCGAAAUCAUCGAUUGCGCUCCUCAUAUACAGCUCAGCUCUUUUCGACGACCGAUACAGAUGUGUUACACCCUCGAUUUGCACAGGAGUGGACUUUCGCUCAAAUGCGGACAUUUGUCUACUUACGGAGUGGAUCUCCUGGUUUCCGCAAACCCGAGGGAAGCGCUUGUCCUCGUGCGCACUGAGAGAAUUCCCCUGAUCGUCCUCGAAUCCGGUAUAUCGCCAAUGACCGAAAACAUCCAGAUUGAUUUGCGAAGAGGAUUCAGCCACGAGAUCGCAAUGAAACAACAAGUGGUGAAAAGCCUCAAAGCGCCCUACGAGUCGAAUUGCCGUGACUACCACGCAAUGGGUUAUCAGCACAUCUUCAAUGGAUAUCAUAGCAUGGAGUCUUGUCUCCAAGAUUGCUUCGUUCGCGCUGAGCUGCAGGCAUGCGGGUGCGUGUCCUUCGGGCAUGAAUUCAUCGCUAACAUGAGGCAUGAGAUUUGUGCUGAUAUCGAGCGUGGCAUCGAAUAUUGUCGGGACCUCGUUUCGAACUCGUCUGCUUCUGCGAACUGCUUCGAACUUUGUCGCAAAGCCUGCCGCGAAGUGAGGUAUGAUUUACGUUUAGCGCGGAUGUCUGGGAUGAAAGAUGUGGACCCCGCGCAUAGGGAGACGUCCUUCCAAGUCGUCCUCAGAUUCGCGACCAACAGCGUUGAGCAUCUCGAAUAUCAUCCUGCAAUCUCUUUCGAGAAGGUGAUUGCGUAUCUAGGAGGGAGUCUAGGUGCUUGCAUCGGUAUCACCAUCGUGCAGCUCCUCAAUGGUCUGGUGGCCGGCGCGCUAGCCAUCUCCCAUUGGUUGAAACGACGCUUUCUCACGGCGGCAUGA
Molecule: messenger RNA, 1218 nt
Organism: Galendromus occidentalis (western predatory mite)
Lineage: Eukaryota; Metazoa; Arthropoda; Arachnida; Mesostigmata; Phytoseiidae
Gene: ppk27
Product: pickpocket 27
Exons: 10
Coding region: 1-1218 (405 amino acids)
Biological process (GO): sodium ion transmembrane transport
Cellular component (GO): plasma membrane
Molecular function (GO): ligand-gated sodium channel activity
Source: RefSeq, a predicted model, not a curated record